AUGUCUCCGGGUGGCGGUCUGUUUUCUGUUUCGAAUCAACAGACGUCGGCCGAGGGACGGCCGUUAAAUUUAUGGGCCGAAACAGGCCGGCCGGUUGGCUGAGUAUCCGACGGCAAGGGCGCCAGAAAGUUUUAUGACGGCUCUUAACGUCCGUUUGGCCGUGUGAACGACGCGUUUGAAUUUCGAAUCAAUGACGUUUCGAUUUUGAAAUAGAUGGGUUGAUCGGAGCUGAUAUGGAUAGAUUUAGGAAGAAUUUUGAAGCUUGAAAAGCUAGGUUGGGUCUUUUUAACUGGAAAUAGGGGCUUUAGAGAAAAAUCAUAGAUUUUAUCCUUUCUUAACGUUAAGUAGUACUUGUAGAUUCAAAAAUUUCUUUUUUUUUUUGAAUUUUUAGUGUGGAGGGCUUGUUAUCGACUCAUUAUCUGAACAGUUUUGAUCCCAAUUUCAUCUAUAAGUCAGCCUUAUCUGCCCUGUAGUAACCCUAACAGAAAAAUUAUUCUUUAAAGAAUCCCUAGUCCUAAAAAAGGUCCGUAGACCCUCUAAUACCCAGGUAACCAUUUUUAAGCCGGUAUGGAUGAACCAUCAGAAAACUAUAUAUUUUUUCGAUUUUCAAAAAAACGUCUUUUUAUGGCCCAUUCCAUCAGCCUCAUCUACCCUGUGUUAAAGUACUUAUCGCUCCAGUAAAGUUCUUUCAAGCCCCAUUAUUGAUAAAUUAUCAAGUGAUCAUAUUUUCAUGCCCAUCUCGGUCAGUCUCAUCUACCCUGUAGUACCCUUCAAUCAGCAGAAUAAAUCUUUUAAGAAUCCUUAGUUUUAAAAAAAAGUACUUACUACUCAGAAAAUCCAAUUUUCCUCAGUCAGCCUCAUCUACCCUGUAGUACCGAGCUGUGUGUCGUCAUUUGCUAUCACACGCAACUCGUCUACAAGGUGGUUGAUGUGUGACUAUUUUUCUGGAAAGUGCGAACAGUUCUCGGAUAGACCUCAUUUGUCGCUUGAACUGCUCUGAAGCUCUUUUUUAGAAGUUUUGUAAAGAGCUUAUUCAAAAAUAAGUUCUUGAAUGGGUCGAGAGCCACCGCAGAAUGAAUAUUCAAAAAAAAAAACUCUUGAAAAUGAACCUUCCUCACGUUAGAAACGUGAGUCAUGAAGGGGGAAAUGGACGUCUGACCUGUUUUAUUGCACGAUUUUUGAGCCGUUUGGGUCGUCUGCGGUCUCGAGCGAGCCAUCGUCUCUUUUGUUCCUGAAGGUCGGUUUGAAAAAGGGAGGCUGGUUACAGUAGAUUACUGUAGGGUCCUUUGAGUGGAAGUACUCUCUAUAUUAAAAUUGAGACAGGUCGACGGACCAAACCGGAGGCUUCUGAGCAUUCUAGUGAUCACUUCAGCAGCAUCAGCCCCUUAAGUGAUCCCUAGAAUGUCUCGGAAACGUCCGAGUUACGGUAGCUUACUGUAGGGGUUUUUUUUUUUGAGACCAAGACUAUCAAAAGUGCACUCUAAUGAACCAAGGUGUGUCCCUAGAAUUAAAGAUCACGGAGAAAGCAGAGAGUCUGAUGUCUCUGCUUUCUCCAUGCUCUCUUACUCGAAAUUUCCCCCUUAUACCCGCCUAUUUAUUCAUAUUAGAGCCCAUUUUCAAGUUGCGAGGAAUGGACUAUGACCCCAUAAUCAGUCGAUUGGUCUGUUUUUGAUGAAUUAGAAGUCAUAAAUAAGCUUUUUCUGCAGAUUGGUAGCAUUAUAGAAUUUCUAUUGAGUUUUGAAAAACCUUGGUCGCACGUAGAAUGGCUUUGAAGCGUUUGCGCCCGGCCCAGAACGAUUCAAGCUUCCGAAAAUCGGCUUCUUUUUAAUCCCCAAAUGCUUAGAGCCAUUCCAAAUGCGACCACGUUGCCGAUUACAUCAAUAAAUUAUCAGCUGACUCUUUUUUGAGAUAUAAAGUACCAUUCAUUCAAAGCUACAGUACCCUUUUCCUUACAGAAUGACCAAUUUUCUGAACGACGUUCUCCCCAUGUUGACGUUGGUCUUCAUGUCGGUGACGCUUCUUGUCCAAUGCGGGAAAAAGAAGCCAAAAAAAUCAUCAUCAUCUGCGGUCUCAGCUUCAAAUGAAAAAAAAAACGGAAAACUUUUUUUUAGCCACCUCCGCCGGCUGUCAACAAAGAAAAGUCAAAGAUGACCGAAGUCAGUAAGGCCCCCGAAACGAAGAAGAACCCCACGAAAGAGCCACCGAAAGAAGCUUCCAAAAAAGAGGACGACAAGAAGGAGGAGUCCAAGAAGAAGGACAUUGAGUCGAAGAAGUCGGUCAAGGAAGAGAAGAAGGAGGAGAAGAAGGAGGAGAAGAAGGAGGAGAAAAAAGAGGAAGAGAAAAAGGAGGAGAAAAAGGAGGAGGAGAAGAAGAGUGACAAGAAGGAGGAAGAGAAGAAGGGUGAGAGGAAUUUAGAAAGUUUUGAAAAGUCUAGCUUUAAGGGUGUGGUCUCACGUAGUUUCUGAAAACUCUUAGACAAAAAUUUUAAAAGAUAAUAGAUUUUGACUCUUUUUCUGAAUUUACACAUUUUAGAAGAGGAAAAGAAGGAAGCGGAUGAAGAUGCGAAGAAGAAGGAAGAAAAGAAAGAGGAGGAAAAGAAGGAGGAAGAGAAGAAGGAGGAGGAAAAGAAAGAGGAGGAAAAGAAGGAGGAAGAGAAGAAGGAGGAGGAGAAGAAAGAAGACAAGAAAGAGGAGGAAAAGAAAGAGGAGAAGAAGGAUGAUAAAAAGGAUGAAAAGAUCGAGAGCAAGCGAGGCAGCAAACGUGGAGGCCCUGCCGAGAGCAAGAAAGGCGAUAAAAAGGACCUCGGUCAUGGUGACUUUCUCAAGAAGUGACCAAAAAUGGGUUGAAUUCCAGUGGAAGUGGCGACGACCGACGUAGUUUUUGACGCGAAGGCUCAGACGCAGCGUACGGUCAAGGUGAAGAACACCCUGGACAAGAAGUUGUUCGUCAAGCUCAAGACGUCCAACAAUGUUCUUUAUCAGUGAGUUUGGAAGAAAUAGCCGCCAAAAAUGCAUUGAGAAUUGAUUAAAUGCGCUCUAUGGAUAACUUCAGAAAUAGUUUUGAAAAUGCGAGAGUGUGUUUGAGGUUCCGGAGCAGUUCUAGGGAAGGCGGAUGCUCCUAAAGUUGUCCCUAGAAAUGUUCCGAGAUGUCAGGUUAGCCUUACACAAUAUGGCAAUGAAAAGGAAAAAAUGGCUGAAAUUAGCGUUGCAAUGAGUUUUGUGCGCUCUAAUGAUAAUUUAUAGAUUUUUUUCUAUAGCUCGGACAUUGGUCACGCGAAACGGACGUGCUCUGGACGUUUCUGGGCGAUUCUAGGAAUUCCUUAAGAGUUCUGAGGCUACUAAAGUGGUCACUAGAAAUGCCCCGACACGUCCGAUUCGCGUCCCGUACGCGUUACCAAGGUCUGAGAGGUCAGAACAUUUAUAAAGUUGAUAUGUAAAAAAAUCCUCAGUAAGGUCCUUUUCCUAUACGGUACGUUUGGGCGAUUCAAAAGGGGUCCUGGCACGAAAAAAAAAGGAGAGAGCACAGACAGGCCACGCCCCCUUUUUCUAUACUGAUUUCGCCAAACUUCCAGGGUGAAUCCAGUCUUUGCGACCCUCGAGCCGAAAGGCACCCUGGAAAUUGUCGUGACCCGCAAGCCCGGCCCCGGCAAGCCCGACAAGCUGGAAGUGGUCACUAUGGAGGUUCUCACCUUUCGGAAGUUGAUGAUCAGUUUGAUCGCUUCUUUCAGGGCAAGGGCGACGGCAAGGACCUUGCCAAGGCGUUCAAGGAUCAGCCGCCCGCCGAGAUUGGCUACUUCAACAUCAAGAUGAACGCCAAAUAG
Messenger RNA from Caenorhabditis auriculariae, 3820 nucleotides. The record is from the annotation of a GenBank genome assembly. Lineage: Eukaryota; Metazoa; Nematoda; Chromadorea; Rhabditida; Rhabditidae.